Brettanomyces nanus is the source of this 564-nucleotide messenger RNA. RefSeq lists its product as uncharacterized. Gene Ontology annotation, cellular component: mitochondrial intermembrane space. The record is from RefSeq and is a predicted model, not a curated record. The transcript is spliced from 2 exons. The coding region runs from base 1 to 564 and encodes 187 amino acids. NCBI's taxonomy places the organism in Eukaryota, Fungi, Ascomycota, Pichiomycetes, Pichiales, Pichiaceae. Gene Ontology annotation, molecular function: phosphatidic acid transfer activity. Gene Ontology annotation, biological process: phospholipid transport.
AUGGUUCACACAUUUCAUCACGAUUUUGAAACAGUGACUCUGGCGUACUUCAAUAGAUAUCCUAAUCCCUAUUCUAAUCAUGUUAAAUCUAUUGACACUAUAGAAAGGCACAUCGACUCUGAUGGUAAGCUUCAUCAGACUAAGAUAAUACACAAGAGCGGUAGGCUACCUGUGUGGGUGAAACCAUUUUUGGGAAAAAUUAACUCCAGUUGGAUUGUUGAGAGAACCAUCGUUGACCCUAUACAUAAAACUAUGAUUACUUACAAUUGCAAUAUGGACCAUACCAAGCUGUUGCGCAUAGAGGAGUCCACGAGCUAUCGCUACGAUUUCAAUAGGAGUGUUACUGACUCAGACGCCACUGUUAAGUUUAGUAGUGGUUUCAGAAAGUUUGGUUUUGGUGGUCUCAACCUUAGAGACCGUAUCGAGAACUGGUCCAAGGCUAGAUUUGCCGAACAUUCCAAAACAAGCCGUCAGGGCUUAAAGAUCGUCAUGGAUACUGUCCGUCAGAAAAUGGCACACAGAAUCCAGUCUCAGCGGAUCCAAGGUCAGAGCUACGGCAUGUGA